Blepharisma stoltei is the source of this 834-nucleotide messenger RNA. The record is from the annotation of a GenBank genome assembly. NCBI's taxonomy places the organism in Eukaryota, Ciliophora, Heterotrichea, Heterotrichida, Blepharismidae.
AUGAAGAGAACUAACUCCCCCUUGAUUAGGAGCAAGAAUAUAUGUUCACUAGUAAAGGGAUUUAUUUCAAUAUAAAAACAAUUAUUACAAAAUUUUUUCUGGAUUUUAAAAAUCCAAAUUUUAUUUAAUUUAUAUUUAACUUUGUGGAUGCAAUCUGUUUAAAAUGUAAUAUAAUAAGUGAAGAUAACUUUAUUAUAAUUAUUAAUUAUAUAUCGAAUUAUUAUUUAUAAAAACAAUUAAUAUUACAAAAAAUUGUUCUUGCUAGCAGAUGUGAUUAAUUUUCCGCAAAAAAAACUAAUAUUUCCUAUGGGUUUCAAACAAAGGGAUUUAAGGAAAAUUGGCUUGCUCCUAUUCCAAGAAGCCGAAGUGGAAUAUCAGGAAUGAGGUUUUUUGAUGGAGAGGAUCUACAAUAUCAAGAAAGAAAAAAAUCAAUGCAAGCUACCCAACGCCGAUGGAUCGAUCAACAAAGGCAAUUUGAAAACAAAAGGAAAAAAGAAGAAGAUGAAGAAGAGAAAGCUUAUCAUCAACAGACUAUGCAAAUUAAUAGAAUGAGAGGGUUCCUAGAAGAUGAUUUGGAAAGGAAAAAGAAAGCGAUGUCAAUGUCGAUAAGAGAUACUAAUCUAAUGCUUACUUUCUGUAGGCUAAAAAACUUUUUUUUAAUAAUUAAUUUUUUUUAUUUUUUUUAAUCUGUAGUAUUCAUUCAAAAGAUUUAGCAGGAUGAAAAAAGAAAGAGAGCGUUGGGAGAAAGAGCAGAAGAAAAGAGAGGAAAUUGCAGACUUAGAAGAGCAACGAAGAAUCCGAGCAGUAAGCAACUAUGUGCAUUUACUAAAUUAG